This is a messenger RNA of Erpetoichthys calabaricus (reedfish), 5862 nucleotides long. RefSeq names its product sema domain, seven thrombospondin repeats (type 1 and type 1-like), transmembrane domain (TM) and short cytoplasmic domain, (semaphorin) 5A (gene sema5a). Gene Ontology annotation, molecular function: semaphorin receptor binding; chemorepellent activity. The transcript has 22 exons. The record is from RefSeq and is a predicted model, not a curated record. Gene Ontology annotation, biological process: axon guidance; semaphorin-plexin signaling pathway; neural crest cell migration. Bases 338 to 3577 code for a protein of 1079 amino acids. Lineage: Eukaryota; Metazoa; Chordata; Cladistia; Polypteriformes; Polypteridae.
AAGUGAGUGGCUGGACUCCUAUUUCAAAGAGUAAGUGGAGAUCCACAAAUAGAGAUAUUGGCAUCUGGAUGGGGUGGCAGUUUGAUAGUGAAAAUACAAGGAGAGGCACAUCAAGACGCGCAUUUACCUGAGGGUCAAGCUCCCGUAACUGGAUUACUACAACUUUUCAUUCAGCACGCUUGACAUCGCCCGAUCGCAGCCGGCUGCAACUUAGUGACUUGCAGCGUAUUUCCAUCUAGAUGAACUGGGAUAGCUGGGGACAACACUCUGCCUCCUCUGCAGAUGACCGCAGGCCUCCCAAGAGGCGAGAGGAGAAGUGAGCAGUGCUCAGACACCCAUGGCUACGAAGGGAAGCUCUCUCCCUGGGUUGCUGCUGGCCUUGCAGGGAUUGCUGAUUCUGCAAGAUGUGGGGACGGCCAGCAGAAUCUCUGGGUGGUCAGAGAGGUCGCUGUGCCACAAAGCAGGGCAUCCAGUCAUCACUCACUCAGAAAUUGAACCAUGGCUUUAUCAUUUUGAAGCUGAAAAUACAGUGGAUUAUUCCCAGCUAACGUUUGACCCGGGCCAGACAGAACUCAUUGUUGGAGCAAGGAAUCGGCUCUUCAGGCUAGAAAUAGAGGACCUGUCACUGAUCCAGGAAGCAGAGUGGGAGUGCGAUGAAUUCACCAAAAGAGCGUGCUUCAGUAAAGGCAAAUCAGAGGAAGAAUGCCAGAAUUAUAUUCGUGUCCUACUUGUAAAUGGAAACAGGCUCUUCACCUGCGGAACCAAUGCAUUUACUCCCAUUUGCACCAACCGCACGUUGACAAAUUUGACAGAAAUCCACGAUCAGAUAAGUGGGAUGGCUCGAUGUCCCUACAACCCCCAGCACAACUCCACUGCCUUGAUCACUUCUAACGGAGAGCUUUAUGCAGCAACCGCCAUGGAUUUCCCAGGGAGAGACCCUGCCAUCUACCGAAGUCUUGGUGGGCUUCCUCCUCUUCGGACUGCACAAUACAACUCCAAGUGGCUCAAUGAACCAAAUUUUGUCUCAUCUUAUGACAUCGGAAACUUCACAUACUUCUUUUUUCGAGAGAUCGCAGUGGAGCAUGACUGUGGAAAAACAAUCUUCUCCAGGGCCUCUCGUGUGUGCAAAAAUGACAUUGGAGGCAGGUUCCUCUUAGAAGACACCUGGACAACCUUCAUGAAAGCUCGCCUCAAUUGCUCCAGGCCUGGUGAAAUUCCUUUCUACUAUAAUGAGUUACAGGACACUUUCUUCUUACCGGAACUUGACCUGAUUUAUGGCAUCUUCACCACAAAUGUAAACAGCAUUGCCGCCUCAGCAGUGUGCGUUUUCAAUCUGACUGCGAUUACCCAAGUGUUCAAUGGACCUUUCAAAUACCAGGAGAAUUCUCGCUCUGCCUGGCUGCCCUAUCCCAACCCCAACCCCGACUUCCAGUGCGGCACCAUAGACUACGGACUGUACAUGAACCUGACCGAGAGGAAUCUCCAAGAUGCGCAGAAGUUUAUCCUCAUGCACGAAGUGGUGCAGCCAGUCAUUCCUAUCCCCUUCUUCAUGGAGGACAACAGCCGCUUCACUCACAUUGUGGUGGACGUGGUUCAGGGCAAGGACAUGCUCUACCAUAUUUUUUAUCUAGCAACAGAUUAUGGUACCAUCAAGAAAGUCCUUUCUCCAUUGAACCAAUCAACGGAUAGCUGCUUGUUAGAAGAAAUUGAGCUUUUCCCACCCGGCCAGCGACAGUCCAUCCGAAGCCUGCAGAUUCUUCACAGUAAAAGCAUUCUGUUUGUAGGACUCCGAAGCCAUGUGGUAAAGAUCCCGCUAAUGCGCUGCAGCUUCCAUAAAACCUACAAUGCCUGUGUUGGAGCUCGAGAUCCAUAUUGUGGAUGGGAUCUAGUACUGAGGAAAUGCACGACUCUGGAAGAGAGUCUGAGUAUGAGUCAGUGGGAACAGAGUAUUACUGACUGCCCCACAAAGAACAUGACAGUGGAUGGACGUUAUAGCCCUUGGUCACUAUGGAAGCCUUGUAGCCACUCUGACGGAGGGAGUGUUGGAUCCUGCUUUUGUAGAACAAGAUCUUGUGACAGUCCUGCACCACAGUGUGGUGGUCAGCAAUGUGAAGAUGCCAGCAUGGAGGUUGCAAACUGUUCCAGGAAUGGAGGAUGGACCCCUUGGACGGCCUGGUCUGUAUGCAGCACUAGCUGUGGAAUCGGCUUCCAGGUGCGACAGCGCAUGUGUAGCAACCCAACACCUCGCCAUGGAGGGAGAGUUUGUGUGGGCCAAAACAGAGAGGAAAGAUAUUGUAAUGAACACUUGCCCUGUCCGCCACAUAUGUACUGGUCAAGCUGGGGCGCUUGGGAACGUUGCACAGUUCCAUGUGGGGGUGGCGUACAAGCUCGACGUAGGACCUGUGAGAAUGGAAAUGAAUGUCCAGGCUGCAAUACGGAGUACCAGUCCUGCAAUUCCAUGUCAUGCCCUGAAAUGAAGAAGACAACUCCAUGGACACCAUGGACCCCAGUCAAUAUAUCAGACAACGGAGGGCAUUAUGAACAGCGCUUCAGGUACACAUGCAAAGCGAGGCUGGCAGAUCCCAGUCUUCUGGAAGUUGGGCGACAGCGAAUAGAGAUGAGAUACUGCUCUAGUGAUGGAACAACGGGAUGCUCCAUGGAUGGCGAUCUCCUAAGAUCAGGAAGAUUUUCAGCCCACACUAUAAAUGGCGCCUGGUCAUCCUGGAGUGCUUGGUCUCAGUGUAGUAGGGACUGCAACAGAGGAAUCCGUAGCCGCAAACGUGUAUGCAACAAUCCAGAACCCAAAUAUGGAGGCAUGCCCUGUCUUGGACCUUCUCUGGAAUACCAAGAGUGCAACAUCACUCCAUGCCCAGUUGAUGGCGAUUGGUCGUGCUGGUCUACUUGGUCUAAGUGCUCCGUGACCUGUGGAGGCGGGCACUAUAUGCGAACUCGGACCUGCACCAAUCCUGCACCAGCCUACGGAGGUGACAUCUGCCUGGGGCUGCACACGGAGGAGGCUCUGUGCAACACUCAACCUUGUCCAGAGAGUUGGUCAGACUGGUCUGAAUGGUCGGAUUGCGAUUCAUCUGGUGUACAGUUUCGGACUAGACAUUGUGACAUCCUUUUCCCAACUGGAAACCAAUGCUCCGGGAACAGUACAGAAACAAAAACCUGCAUCUCAGAGUCAAACUUCAUACCUGAAAUCUCAAUUGCACGUUCAAGCAUGGACAACAGGAGAUGUGGAGAGUUCAACAUGUUCCACAUGAUUGCUGUUGGACUGAGCAGUUCCAUAUUGGGAUGUUUAAUUACUCUCCUCAUCUAUACUUAUUGUCAGCGAUACCAACAGCAAUCCCACGAUGCCACAGUCAUCCACCCAAUAUCAGCUGCUCCUCUUAACACCAGCAUUACCAACCACAUUAACAAGCUUGAUAAGUACGACUCUGUGGAAGCCCUUAAGGCUUUCAAUAAAAAUAACCUAAUCUUGGAAGAGAGAAACAAAUACUUUAAUCCCCACCUCAAUGGGAAGACCUACACUAACACCUAUUUCACAGAUCUCAACAGCUAUGAGGAGUACUAGCGAGGGCCGUGUACUCCAGACAGUCAGAUGGCUCUACCAAAUUGAUAUUAAAAAAACUGUAAUAAUUCAAUUCUCUUUUUUUUUUGUUGUUGUUGCUGAUUCCAUUGUUUUUUAGUUUUCUCAUUUUUAUGACAAGUUCCCCUAUGGAAAAAUCCUUAGCCAGUACAAAUUCUUGUGCUGUCAUCUCACAACUGACCAAGAGCCAUAAAAAUCAAAGCAUUUUCGAAUGAUUAGAAAGGAAAACCGGUGCCUACGAAGGACAACUCAGCUCAUCCUGAGAUGAAGCCUUUUUCUUUUCUCUCUGCAAACAUGUGGAAGGAGGAAUUGGUACAGGCUUCUGGCGUUACUCAAACAAGGGUGAACUUUUACGCUCCUGCUAAACUUGUCAGUGUGAAUAGAAGAACUACUUUCAGAUGACGUCACAAGAUUGGCUUGCAUGAUGUUACUGAGCAAUGUAUUUGUUGCUUCAUUGAUUGACUUGCAUGGUUAAUAGCAUUCCAAAGUCCUGCACUCUGCAGUUUGAGGAACAUUUGUGUCUGCAUUGCUGUACAAACUGGGUCUGUGCCAGCUACUUAAGACGUAGGGACAGCAGCCUCAUGUGUGCCAGAAGCAGAACUGACCUCACGGAGUCAACAAGGUGUAGAUGUUUAGGUUUUACAAACAACUGUAAGCCAUUUUUAUUUUGGAUUUGACAACACUCACUUAAUUAACUGAUUAGGAGGUUAACUAAUUAAGUAAUCAAUUAGUUAAUUAAAUAACUGUUUGACUAAUUAUAGCUCUGAGUAGAAUUCUGUACUCAUGUUUUCACAAUGCAAUUAUGCACUGUUUCAAAGAAAAUGUAAAAUUGGGGGAAUAGGUAACCUCUUGUAUAUCUUUAAAGUAGCCUGACUGACAUACUAUAAAUAUAAUUUGUUGGAGGUGGAAGAUACAUCCUCAUUUUUUAAGGGUUUACUAUUUAAAAUGAGAUGCCCAGCUGUAGGAGAUUAUUAAUACUAUAAAAAAAAUAGACAAAGCCUAAACAGGCAAAUUUCUAAUGCAUUGAAACUGCUCCUUGUCUGUGCUUUCAUUGUGCUUUUACGUCUUAUUGCGUCUUUUUUUGUUUGUUCUGUUUUGUUUUUAACACAAGCUCCAUCUUUCAGAAAUCAUCCUCAUGGCUUGAUCUUUCUUUCUCUGCUUGAGUGUUAAAAUAGUCAGCUUUAACAUGUUCAGGACAUGACCUGAAACUAGCUUUUCCUUUUUUUUUCUGUCUUCUCUUUUCAAAUUAGAUUAGAAAACCACCCCGACUUAUACCGCUUUUUGGUGAUGAAUUAUAAUGUUUGUGCGAGAUGAAGGGCAUGAGAAACGGAAGCCCUUUAUCAGCAGACAAUUCCCAGCAAAGAAAGAUGCAGCAAUCUGACUUGCACUCUUUACCAGUAGGACUCAACUCUCAACCCGGAGAGACCAUCUGUGUUUAAAUAAAGGGCGUAAUCAAGUCUCUGGAAAUGAAUCAGUCUGCACUCCUUGAGGAUAAAGACUGCUGAUUUUACUGUACAGUACGUCCAUUCUGAACAGAGGAGUAGAUGGAAGUGAACUACUCCCAUUUUUCUUCAAUUUUGUUUGAUUUGAUGCCUCUCUGAAGAAGCCAUGAGGCCUUUGACAAGGAACUACAUGGAAAUGAUGCUUUGUAUUUUGUCUGGCAGUAGUAUGUUAACUGUCCAUAUGUAGAGACAGAAAUGUGACCUGCUUUGUGUUUGUUCGAUGUAUAGUACUGUCAUGAACAUGCUGACAUGUUUUAUUCGAUUACAAAAAAGAUUCUGGACAGCAGCUUGUCAUUGCUAUAAACCUUAAUGCUUUCUGUAUGAUCAUCUUCAUAAAUACAGAACUGGUUGAUAUAAAAAUGGUGAUUUUUUUUUAAUUUAUUUUGAUAAUGAUUGUGGAUUAUAAAAUAAAUAGCAUAUGAUCUUUCUGCCACCUGUAAACUAGGCUUAGCAUAAGCUUAACACUACGUUGCUGUACUUUGGUACCUUUUCCUGUUUCUAUUUUCUAACUUCUUUAUUUAAGACUAUCUGCAAAUUUGGAGUGAUUAAUUUUUAUUCUAAUAAUUUUCUUUCUUAGGCCAUUUAUUCUUAUGUGGAAAUAUUUGGGAUAUACAAAAAAUGAGCUUCAUCUCAAGUCAUUAGUAAAAUUCACAUUGUACUCAUGGGAAAUAUUAUGUAAUGAGCUCUCAUUUUUUUGUUGCAGUGCAAAGCAUAUUUUGAAACUUCUUAUUUUUAAAGAAAUAAAUAUUAUCACUUUACAAAAAAGAA